Molecule: messenger RNA, 567 nt
Organism: Triticum turgidum subsp. durum (durum wheat)
Lineage: Eukaryota; Viridiplantae; Streptophyta; Magnoliopsida; Poales; Poaceae
Source: the annotation of a GenBank genome assembly
AUGGCCGUCAAGGUCGUCGCCGGGAAGACCACCGCUGCUCAGCCCAAGAGCGUGGGGCGGCGGCUGUGGCGCCUGGCGCGCACCGUCAUCUACCUUCUGCGCCGCGGCGCGCUGUCGUCCGGGCGUAAGCUCGCCAUGGACCUCCACCGCAGCAGGGACGCCAGCAAGGCCCUCGGCGGCUUCGUCAACUUCCACCGCCGCGCGGCGGCCCGCUCUCGCUCCUCAACCGUCGCGGCGAAGCACCGUGGCGACGAAGCGGCCGGCUGUUACAGCAGCUACGACGCGGCCGACAUCGCGAGGGUGCUCGAGAUGCUCAACGACAGCGGGCACCUCUUCGACGACGAGGAUGGGCUCGCGGCGGCGACGCCUUCUCCGACCACGUGGGCGUCGCCGGCUACGGACAAGCUGCACAUCACCUACUCGCCGUUCACGGCGAGCGAGCACCAGCAGGUGGACAGGGAAGCCGACGAGUUCAUCAGGAGGUUCUACCAGCAACUGCGCGCCCAGAAGAGCGUCUCCGCCACGCCGGAAAACUGCGGCCACAUCCCAAGGCCGGUCGCCGCUUAA